Molecule: messenger RNA, 1488 nt
Organism: Microdochium trichocladiopsis
Lineage: Eukaryota; Fungi; Ascomycota; Sordariomycetes; Xylariales; Microdochiaceae
Product: MFS sugar transporter-like protein
Exons: 4
Biological process (GO): carbohydrate transport; transmembrane transport
Cellular component (GO): membrane
Molecular function (GO): carbohydrate:proton symporter activity
Source: RefSeq, a predicted model, not a curated record
AUGGCGUCCAUUCUUCGCAUGAUCGUCAAGAACGAUGCCAUGUUGUCAGAUCCAACAGAGAUCUACAACUGGCGGGUUUUCGUCCUUGCUUGCUGCGCCUGUUUCGGCGCCAUGUCUUUCGGCUGGGACAGCAGUGUCAUCGGCGGUGUCGUGGUCAUGGACACCUUCAAGCAUGACUAUGGCUUGGAAGGCACCAACGACGUCGCCAUAGCAAAUCUCACGGGAAAUAUCGUGUCGACGCUCCAGGGUGGCUGCUUCUUUGGUGCCCUUGCCGCCUUCAUCAUCACCGACGCCAUCGGCCGCAAAUGGACACUGGUUGGCGCCGCCCUCUUCACCUUGGUUGGUGUGGUCAUGCAGGCCGCCGCCUCUGGUCACAUUGAGCUCAUCUACGUGGGCAGACUGAUCGCUGGUCUUGGUGUCGGCUGCUCCAGUGUCGUCAACCCCAUCUACGUCAGCGAGAACGCUCCUCGCGCCAUUCGCGGUCUUCUCACCGGCAUGUACCAGCUCUUCAUCGUCACCGGAGGCAUGAUUGCUUUCUGGGUCAACUAUGGCGCCGUCGUUCUGCCUGGCAGCACCAAAUACGUCGUCCCGCUUGCCGUGCAGGGCCUUCCUGCCCUGUUCCUCUUCCUCGGCAUGCUCCUUUGCAACGAGUCCCCCCGUUACCUUGCGCGCGUCGAUAAGUGGGAGGAGGCCAAGAGCGUCCUCGUCAAGGUCCGCGGUCUGCCCGAGGACCACCCGUACGUCGUCGAGGAGUUCAAGGAGAUCAGCGACCAGCUCGAGGCUGAGCGCUUGCUCAUGGGUGACGCCACGUUCUGGUCUCUGCAGCGCGAGAUGUGGACUGUCCCCACGAACCGCAAGCGUGCGUUCCUCAGCAUCGCGCUCAUGAUCUGCCAGCAGAUGACUGGUACCAACGCCAUCAACACCUAUGCGCCCACCAUCUUCAAGAACCUCGGCAUCGUCGGCACCAGCACCUCCCUGUUCAGCACCGGCAUCUACGGCAUCGUCAAAGUCCUGUCGUGCAUUGCCUUCUUGCUCUUCAUGGCCGACUCGCUCGGUCGCCGCAAGUCCCUGCUCGUCUCGUCGGUCGGCCAGACCGUGUGCAUGCUCUUCAUCGGCAUCUACGUUGCCGUGAAGCCCCCCGUCCCCGGCCAGGACGUCCCCCCUGUCGGCUACGUCGCGCUCGUCUGCAUCUUCCUCUUCGCCGCCUUCUUCCAGUUCGGCUGGGGGCCAGCCUGUUGGAUUUUGAUCUCAGAAAUUCCACGCCCUCGCAUGCGUCCUCUCAACGUCACCAUCGGUGCCGCCACCCAGUGGUUGUUCAACUUUGUCGUCGCCAAGGCUGUCCCCACUAUGCUGGCCACCAUGGGUCCCAAUGGCUACGGUACUUACCUCCUCUUUGGCUGCUUCGGCGCCUCCAUGUUCGUCUUUGUCUGGUUCUUCAUCCCCGAGACCAAGGGCCGCUCCCUCGAGACCAUGGACGAGCUGUUUGGC